GGGAAACGGAAAGGGUUGUUGACCCGGCUGCAUGCUAGACCCUGUCCUUGUUUCUUCUGUGGCAAGUCCAAACCAUGACGCAAGAGUGUUGCGUCAUGAAGUGCCAGCAUCGUCCACACGAACAAUCGGGGAAUAAAAAGGAUGGGGUGAGAUGUUUCUCCUUUCCAACGUGGAAGCAAAGCCAAGGAGCUGUGAUCUGUGAGCUAACAAAGAGACGCCGAAUGGCCUGGAUAGCAGCCGUGAGACGACCAAACAUCACUUUCAACACCAUCACCCAAGACUUGGUGGUGUGUUCACGGCAUUUUCACACUGGGAGACCAGCUAAUGAAAUGGAUGAAAGCCAUCCAGACUGGGCACCCUCAUUACAUCUCGGACACACGGAGGUGGAAGCUGGAGAUAACCAGAGACUACACAUAACAUUGGACCAGGAGGACAAGCGACUACAACUGGAAUCUGAUGGAAAGACUCAAGUUGUGCUCCACAUCGAAGACACCCAGCAUCAAGAAGAAGAUCCCCCUCGGCGGCUGGGGGGGAACUUCACUUUGGAGCAAGAGGAGCCACAGCAUAUUCAAGAGGAAGAAGAAGAAGAAGAAGAGGAGGAGGUGCCACAGUCCCCAUGUGUUAAAGAGGAGCAAGAGCCCACCCACAUUAAAGAAGAGGAGCAGCCACAGCCCUCCUAUGUUAAAGAGGAAGAGGAAGAACUCUCAAUCACAUGGGAAGGAGAGCAUCUUCUCGUGCCAGAGGAGGCCGAUCUCACCAGGUUGCCACUGACCGGUGUCUCUGUGAAGACCGACGACCAUGAAGACAAACCACCUGAGUCCUCACAGCUUCAUCAUAGUCCAAGUGAGGAGAUGAGAGAGGCGGAGCCUUCAUGCAGCAGCUCACUGCAACACAUGACAACAGAAGCUGAUGGAGACCACUGUGGAGGAUCACGAGCAGACAACCUCUUAGCUCCACUGUCAGAUAGCGACGACGCAACGUCACGCUCUCCCGAAGACGAAGACAACCAAGAAUCUCUGAGCAGCGAUACGGACUGUGAAAGCGAUGGGAUGACUCACGCUGACAAGAAACAAAAAACGACAGGUAAAAAACGUUUUAUGUGCUCGGUUUGCGAUAAAAGAUUGUCUUCGAAGAGCAAUUUGACACGACACAUGAGAAUACACACAGGAGAGAAACCUUUUAGCUGCUCAGACUGUGGUAAAAGUUUUACUGAAAAGGCAAGUAUGAUAUCACACAUGCUAGCCCACACGGGAGAAAAACCUUUUAGUUGCUCAGAUUGCGGGAAAAGCUUCACUCAAAAUAAAGGCCUGCAAAGACACAGGAGAGCGCAUACAGGAGAGAAUCUUUUAAUUUGCUCAGACUGCGGUAAAAGCUUCACUCAAAACACAGCCCUGCAAUUACACAUGAGAACGCACACGGGAGAAAAACCUUUCAGUUGCUCAGACUGCGGUAAAAGCUUCACUCAAAACAGAGCCCUGCAAUUACACAUGAGAACGCAUACAGGUGAAAAACCUUUCAGUUGCUCCGACUGCGGUAAAACCUUCACCCGAAAGAAAGGCCUUCAAAGUCACAUGAGAAUGCACACAGGAGAGAGACCGUAUACUUGCUUACAUUGCGGUAAAGGCUUCACUAUAAAGAAAGUGAUGAAAUUUCACAUGAGAACGCACACUGGAGAAAAACCUUUCAGUUGCUCGGACUGCGGGAAAUGUUUUACUCUUAAGACAGCCAUGCAAAGACACAUGAAGAUACAUACGGGAGAAAAACCUUUUAGUUGUUCAAACUGUGGCAAAAGCUUCAUUCAAAAGUCGGACUUGGCAUUGCAUAUGAGAAUGCACACAGGAGAAAAACCUUUUAGUUGCUCGGCCUGCGGUAAAUGCUUCCUUCAGAAGCAGCGCAUGCAAAUACACAUGAGGAGACACACGGGAGAAAAACCUUAUAGUUGCUCAAACUGCGGGAAAAGUUUCUUUCGAAAGCAACACAUGCAAAGACACAUGAAAACGCAUAUAGGAUAAAAACGUUUUUUUUUGGUCAACUGUUUUAAAAGUUCACCAAAUGAUAUUUUUAUCACAUAUGAAAACACAGGUAAAAAAAAAAAAAGUUGGUUCCUCUGAAGUCCUCUUUGAAUAGCCACAUGCAGAGUCACCGAAUGUUUACCGUAGUUAAAGCUAUUUUACUUCAAUAUUAUAACCGAUGAAGCCACUUCCUGUUUGAUGACGUCCACAGUUGGUCUGGUAAGAAGUGAUAUCAUUCCUGAAUGAGUCACCCAUUAAAGUGAAUGAGGUACUUGAAUCUCCCGUCACAGGGCGCAUGACUUGAUUUUAUAUUUUAUUGUGGACACUGAAUGCAACACCUGAUUGAUGUGUCAAUGUGCCAAUAUCUUAUUAUUAUUAUUAUUAAUAAUUUCCAAGGUAUCCGUGAGAGCAGGGGUGUCCAAACUUUUUCCACUGAAGGCCUCAUAUCGUCAUGUCUGUGAUUUUAUUAUUUGUACUACUGGAUAGUAGAAGGCAUUAUGUGUACACGAGUAAUUGUUUGGGGGAAGUUACUGGAAGGAAGUAACAGUCUACCCAUUGGGAAAUGUUUGAGCACUGUAAUUGUAAUGGAUUAGAUUUUAAUGCAUUGUGAAAUAAAUC
Messenger RNA from Doryrhamphus excisus (bluestripe pipefish), 2630 nucleotides. Lineage: Eukaryota; Metazoa; Chordata; Actinopteri; Syngnathiformes; Syngnathidae. The record is from RefSeq and is a predicted model, not a curated record.